UGUGCCUGCUGUCGCCGCCAUUUUUUGUUCCUGCUCCAGACCGGCAGGACCGACUCGUAUCGAGUCGCCACGGUGGCACCGCUGAAGGAUGAUAACCGAACCGCCGAUGGCCAAUUCAAGACAAGACGCAAAAUGCCACCAAAGAAGAAAGGAGAUAAUUUGGAUGAUCUGAAACAGGAGUUGGACAUCGAUUAUCACAAAAUCACACCGGAAGAACUGUACCAGCGACUUCAGACACAUCCAGAGAAUGGUCUCAGCCACGCGAAGGCGAAGGAGAACCUAGAACGAGAUGGACCAAACGCACUUACCCCACCUAAACAGACGCCCGAAUGGGUCAAGUUCUGUAAGAAUCUCUUCGGUGGCUUCGCUCUGCUGCUGUGGAUCGGUGCUAUCCUGUGUUUCAUUGCCUACUCGAUCCUGGCCAGUACCGUCGAGGAACCGGCCGACGAUAACCUGUACCUCGGCAUCGUGCUGACCGCCGUCGUGAUAGUUACCGGUAUUUUCUCGUAUUAUCAGGAAUCGAAAAGUUCGAAGAUUAUGGAAUCGUUCAAGAACAUGGUGCCCCAGUUUGCGACCGUGCUGCGUGAAGGCGAGAAGCUGACCCUGCGCGCCGAAGAUCUGGUCAUCGGUGACGUCGUAGAGGUCAAGUUUGGCGAUAGGUUACCGGCCGACAUCCGUAUCAUCGAAGCCCGAAACUUCAAGGUCGACAACUCGUCGCUGACCGGAGAGUCGGAACCGCAGUCCCGUGGCCCAGAUUUCACCCACGAGAACCCCCUGGAAACCAAGAAUCUGGCCUUCUUCUCGACCAACGCUGUGGAAGGAACUGCCAAGGGUGUCGUCAUCAGCUGCGGUGAUCACACCGUGAUGGGUCGUAUCGCUGGUCUCGCCUCCGGCCUGGACACCGGUGAAACUCCGAUCGCCAAGGAAAUCCACCAUUUCAUCCAUCUGAUUACCGGUGUCGCUGUGUUCCUCGGUGUGACCUUCUUCGUGAUUGCCUUCAUCCUCGGCUACCACUGGCUGGACGCCGUCAUCUUCCUGAUCGGUAUCAUCGUCGCCAACGUGCCGGAAGGUCUGCUCGCCACCGUCACCGUGUGUCUGACCCUGACUGCCAAGCGUAUGGCCUCGAAGAACUGUCUGGUCAAGAACUUGGAAGCCGUCGAAACGCUCGGAUCGACCUCGACCAUCUGCUCGGAUAAGACCGGUACGCUGACCCAGAAUCGUAUGACUGUCGCCCACAUGUGGUUCGACAACCAGAUCAUCGAAGCCGACACCACUGAGGAUCAGAGCGGAGUGCAGUACGACCGUACCAGCCCUGGAUUCAAGGCCCUGUCCCGCAUCGCUACCCUGUGCAACCGUGCCGAAUUCAAGGGAGGUCAAGAAGGUGUCCCAAUCCUGAAGAAGGAAGUCAGCGGUGAUGCUUCGGAAGCUGCUCUGCUGAAGUGUAUGGAACUGGCCCUCGGCGAUGUCCUGAGCAUCCGUAAGCGCAACAAGAAGGUCUGCGAAAUUCCGUUCAACUCCACCAACAAGUACCAGGUUUCCAUCCACGAGACGGAAGAUGCCAGCGACCCACGUUACCUGCUGGUCAUGAAGGGUGCCCCCGAACGUAUCCUGGAACGCUGCUCGACCAUCUUCAUCAACGGAAAGGAGAAGCUGAUGGACGAAGAGAUGAAGGAAGCCUUCAACAAUGCCUACCUGGAACUCGGAGGUCUCGGUGAACGUGUGCUUGGAUUCUGCGACUUCAUGCUGCCAUCGGAUAAAUUCCCCGCUGGAUUCAAGUUCAACUCGGACGAAGUGAACUUCCCGUGCGAGAACCUGCGCUUCGUCGGCCUCAUGUCCAUGAUUGACCCUCCCCGCGCGGCUGUCCCCGAUGCCGUCGCCAAGUGCCGCUCCGCCGGUAUCAAAGUUAUCAUGGUCACUGGUGAUCACCCGAUCACGGCCAAGGCCAUUGCCAAGUCCGUUGGUAUUAUCUCGGAGGGUAACGAAACCGUCGAAGACAUUGCCCAGCGUCUAAAUAUCCCGGUUUCGGAGGUUAAUCCUCGUGAGGCUAAGGCCGCCGUUGUGCACGGUUCGGAACUGCGCGACCUUUCCACCGAUCAGAUCGACGAAAUCCUGCGCUACCACACCGAGAUUGUGUUUGCCCGUACCUCACCGCAGCAGAAACUGAUCAUUGUGGAAGGUUGCCAGCGAAUGGGAGCCAUUGUGGCUGUCACUGGUGAUGGUGUCAACGAUUCGCCUGCCCUGAAGAAGGCCGAUAUUGGUGUCGCUAUGGGUAUCGCCGGGUCUGAUGUGUCCAAGCAGGCCGCCGACAUGAUCCUGCUCGAUGACAACUUCGCUUCGAUCGUCACCGGCGUCGAGGAGGGCCGUCUCAUCUUCGACAACCUGAAGAAGUCGAUCGCGUACACGCUCACGUCCAACAUUCCGGAGAUCUCGCCCUUCUUGGCGUUCAUCCUGUGCGACAUUCCGCUCCCGCUCGGAACCGUCACCAUUCUGUGCAUCGAUUUGGGAACUGACAUG
Molecule: messenger RNA, 2514 nt
Organism: Aedes albopictus (Asian tiger mosquito)
Lineage: Eukaryota; Metazoa; Arthropoda; Insecta; Diptera; Culicidae
Product: sodium/potassium-transporting ATPase subunit alpha
Biological process (GO): proton transmembrane transport; intracellular potassium ion homeostasis; sodium ion export across plasma membrane
Cellular component (GO): plasma membrane
Molecular function (GO): P-type sodium:potassium-exchanging transporter activity; ATP hydrolysis activity; ATP binding
Source: RefSeq, a predicted model, not a curated record